Molecule: messenger RNA, 1464 nt
Organism: Osmia lignaria (orchard mason bee)
Lineage: Eukaryota; Metazoa; Arthropoda; Insecta; Hymenoptera; Megachilidae
Product: metallophosphoesterase domain-containing protein 1
Molecular function (GO): hydrolase activity
Source: RefSeq, a predicted model, not a curated record
AUGAGCAUAGAGAUUCAUCCAUUAACAGCUAAUCCUACAGCAGCUUGGCGUGAACUAUCACAACAGCAAAAAGUUAUUAAAAUAAAUGCCAAACUCCCAACGACCGAAGCACCAAAUGAUAAGCUUCGGAUUGUUUGUAUGAGUGAUACUCAUUCAUUAACUCCAUUUAUCAAAUUUGAUAUACCUAUGGGAGAUGUCUUUAUUCAUGCUGGAGAUUUUACAAAAUGCGGUAGCUUACAAGAAGUUAUAGAAUUUAAUAAUUGGAUUGGUACUUUGCCACAUAAGAACAAAAUUGUUAUUGCCGGCAAUCAUGAACUUAGCUUUGAUCCUACAUUUACUAAUCCUUUUUCAUUACAUACCAGUGGGGAUCGUCAAAAACACACAGGGACCAGCAUUCUUGACAAUAUACCCACAUUGGGAAUGUCUAAAGAUACUCUUGCAGAAGCAAUACAGACCACUAAUGUUAAAGAUUAUUUGACAAAUUGUACCUAUUUAGAGGAUUCUGAAAUUAUAAUAAAUGGAAUAAAGAUAUAUGGUACACCAUGGCAACCAGAAUUUUGUAAAUGGGCGUUUAAUGUACCUCGCGGAGAAGCAUGCCUUUCAAAAUGGGAGAUGAUACCAUCAGAUACAGAUAUCCUUAUAACACACACACCUCCUGUAGGACAUGGAGACCUGUGUUGCAGUGGUGUACGAGCUGGAUGUGUAGAGUUACUUUCUACUGUUCAAAAUCGAGUGAAGCCAAAAUAUCAUGUUUUUGGUCAUAUACACGAGGGAUAUGGUAUCUCGUCUGAUGGGAAAAUAAUAUACAUAAAUGCAUCGACAUGUGAUUUAAAUUAUUUGCCAAGUAAUCCACCUGUAGUCUUUGAUAUAACAUUACCACCUGAUCAUUGUAAAUUAUAAAAAAACGUACAAGUUUAUUCAAACGAGAGAAGAUUAUAAUGCAAAGAUAAAAAAAAUGAUUUUCAGAUAAUAUCGAUUUACGAUAAAGUGUUAGAAAAGCGUCGAAAUUAAAUUUUUGUCAUAUCUCUUUUCUGUUUUACAAAUGUAGAAAUGUUAUAGUCAUUGUAGUAUUAUUAUUUAUACAAAAUAGCAUGUAAAUAGAAAGUUUUUGUACCUAAAUACAAUUUCUGUUCAUAUCAUCUCAAAAAUUAUUUCACAAGUGUGUUUAAACAAAUUAUAGGAAUCCCGUGUACCGUGUACUUCAUAAUAUCGUAUAAUAGUUACACAGUUCUAGUCUUAUUCAAAUGCUGCACAUAAUACUAUAAAUUAAAUUGUAGAUUAAGAUACACAUUUGAAUUAUGUUAAAUAAUGUGUAUAAGGUCUUAAUUCUAUUGUACCAAAAUUCUAUUUCCAUCGCAGUCAAGAAACAUGGAAUUUGAAGUAUUUAGAUAAUUUUUUUACAACGGACCUGUUUAUACUUUUUUUUUUUAAUUACAAUAAACAUUAGUUGUUAGUCAUACAGUU